Messenger RNA from Falco peregrinus (peregrine falcon), 9232 nucleotides. RefSeq names its product TRAF3 interacting protein 2 (gene TRAF3IP2). NCBI's taxonomy places the organism in Eukaryota, Metazoa, Chordata, Aves, Falconiformes, Falconidae. The transcript is spliced from 8 exons. Gene Ontology annotation, biological process: humoral immune response; positive regulation of canonical NF-kappaB signal transduction. The record is from RefSeq and is a predicted model, not a curated record. Bases 7122 to 8774 code for a protein of 550 amino acids.
CAUGAGAGGUGGCUGGAAAGCAUGAAGAAAACAAGAUCGUAGAUCCCUUUUGCACUGUCCUCCAUGGCAUUGGUAUGGAAAGAGUGGGGGCAAGCUAGUAGUAUUUCUUUUUAAUUAGGGUACAAUCAACCAUAUAGAACCCUCUCCCAUUUCACACAGUAACUGUCUCAGGAUCUGGGUUUUGUAGCCCUAGCACCGGCUGGGCAAUGGGAACGGCAAAUCUGGGCUUACUGAUCCUCAGCUGCCACCGGUGACCACCAGUCCAGAAAUUCCCAUUUCUUGCAAGCCCUGGGUAUGCUCAAGGCCUCUCCUGGCUGCAUCCGUGUGGUCUCGGGCAGGCAUUGGUGACCUGCCACCAUUGGACAGGGCUGUGAGCCCCACAGUAGGUGACACUGGAGGCAGGGGUGCACGGGGCACAGGUGGCAGGUGCCCUGGCAACAGUUUGCCAGUGCCACCAGGUGCCGGCGAGCAUCUGCAGGUUGUGCUGCUGCCUGCGAUGCUGUCAGCCUCUGAGGUCAGGUUUGCUCUUGCUGAGCACUGGCAGUGUCUUAAGCCUGCUGCUGUUUUGUUUCUUUUUGUUUUUUUUUAUGGGGUUGCAUUUUCUUUUUGUCUUUCUAAGGCGGGAAACAAGGCAUGUGCAAUUAUGGUGUCUGUGUCUGUCAGUGCCCUCCACUCCCAGCAGUGGCUUUUGAAAUUUGGCAGAGGGUACACAUUUCUGCACAUUUCAUGAAAGCAAGCGAGCUAGGCUGUUCUCAUGCCAGCUGAGGGAGAUGAGCAGGUUCCCCAGGCGUCCCCAUGCCCUCCCACCACCCAUGCACCCCACAGCCUUCACGCUGUGGAGCAGGGAGAGCAGUUAGGGACAAGGGAUACAUCAGCUCCACGAAAUACUGGAGGGUCUCCCUUAUUAGGAACCAGAGGCUCCAACAUAAGGCACAAAGCGAAAGCAGGCUGGGGAGAUUUAUGCCUCUUGGGGUGGUCCCCCCAUCAACCCCGCUCAGCUAGCCACUAUUUUGUGCCAGGAUUUUUAGGUGUCCCGGGGCCAUGGGACAUGCCAGUUUGGCAGUUACUCAGUGCCUAUGGGAGUUUUAUCAUCAUCACAAAUGGGUAGGAAGUAAUUUCUGGAAAACGUAUUUUUAAGGAUACCUGAGAUCAUUGCAGACAUUUGCAUAUUUCACAAAUAUUAGACAACUAGCAGGGAAUGUUGCCUGUAUAUGAGAUGCCUGUCUGGAUCCUGCUUGAGGGUGUGGCACUUCUAGUUUCUUAUUACUUAUUGCCUAGCAUUCCUAUUACAUGCAUAUCAAAGUCUACACUAAAGAGGCAAAAAAAUAUCAGGUCUAUACUGGCCUUUGCACCAUGGAUUACCCAGUGAAACGUUAGUGCUGCAAAAGGGAAGGUGGUAUUUGCCAUGCAGGGAGGGUUGGAAGUAUAUUCUCCUCUUCUUUCCUAUACAUGAGUAUGUAUGUAGACUUUCAUGCCGUGGCUGCAGAAAAUAUGCAAGAGCAACCUUAUAGUCAGUGUGGAAGAGGAUUGUUGUUUUCAUGCUCUUUUUCUACUUCUUCCAGAAGUCAUAAAAAUAAACAUUACUUGUCCUAGAGGGCUUAAAAUCUGGGCUAGGAACGUGACACAUUGCCUUAGUCUUCACUGUGGAGGGUAUCCAGGGCAGAGGGUAAGCGUCCGUGAUGACAGCAGCCAAAAUUCUUUAUGGUGAAGUGUGAAACUCUGGAGCUUGGAUUUCCUUCACUGUGUUUAUUUAGGUUAUAGACCCAAAACAGUUCCCACAUUUGCACUUGCUCUUCCUAAAAGGAUUUGUCUCUGGGGUUUUUUUGAGGAAAGUUGUGUCUAGUGUUUUUGCAGAGAAAGCUGCACUUAAGACAAGUGUACUUACACACCUAUGCUUAUCUGACCCCAUGGCAACAUCAUUUGUUGCAAUCUCAACGUGUGCAUCCUCAUGGCAGCUUGCAAAUUCUGCAUCCACUUAACUCCCAUCCUGCAGAUUGGUAUCAGCAGCACCAGGGAGCUUAAAAUAUUCAGCCGAAGUACAUAGGAAUUAUUUGGAAAUCAAGAAAUUCCUGUCCGUCCCCUCUCCUUAUGAUCUCAGCUUUGCCUUAAUCUAUACCCAUACCAUUUCAGAAAUGCGAUGACUGAUAAAUAAAAAACCCUUCCCCUGUGUGUUGUGUACCAAGGAAGGUGAGGUUUAUUUCUCAGUCUAAUAUUUUCUUUUUUAACAAUGCAGACAAAUGUAACUUGAUUAAAAGAGCAAACAUAUUUUCCCCUCCCCAGAAGUGACGAGGAGCGCAGCUGUGCUUGUGUUGCAGAGUGUCUCUUCUGUUUCUUCACGACAGAAGUUUUCUAAUCAAAAGCAGAUAUAGAUGGUUAGUGGGUGUUUUGGGACAGCGCAUCCUGACAAGUCUUUGUGCUGGGAAACAGAUGAAAUACCUGAUGGAUUUUGCAAUCAGCUGCAAGAAAACUGCACAGAUGAGCCUGAGCCCAACACCCUGCCUCUCCCUGGCCAGCCCCUUGCCUCUGUUGGAUGUUUUUUAGUUUAGGCCUUGAUUCAAACUUGGGUGCUCAGGCCCAUCUCUACCAACCUGCAGAAGAAUUUAUUCCCCGUCAUUUAUGCUCUCCCUGCAGCUUCCCAGGGGUGACCAUUGCCAGCAGCAGCCAGCCGUGAGCAGGAGGGCUGGGCAGUAUCCCUCCUGGCUCUCUGGCGGGAGCAGUGGAAGAACGUCACCAGGUGUAGAAAGUGCCUCAAGGGAACUUAGAUGUGGUUUCUUGCCAGGAGCUUGGGUCACUGAGCACCCACCCAGGAAGGUUAUUUGCUAAAUUAAUGCACGUUGCAGAACUGGGUAUAUUAGCAGGGGAAGGAAGAGAAGGAGAAAGGGUGGUUUAUAGAGCUCCCUCAACAUUUGUGAGAGCAGUCCAGGCCUGGUUACUCUGUCCCUUUAGAAAGGGCCUCUUCACUUUAUUACAAGCAGGAAUAUGUGCAACAGCUCCAGCUGGUUAUCAGUAAUCUCCUGCAUAGUCAUAGGUGCAGGGGGGAUAUUAAAUUCUCAAAGCUUUCUGGCAAUAUCAUGAUCUGACUUGAAGCUGCAGUGUCUUUGGAAGUAAGAUUGGGCACGAUCUACGCUCUCCAGCUGUCUCCGUGCCAGAAAAGGGAUCAGGCUACAAGGCUCUGAGGGUAUUUCGAUAUGCUGAAGCAUUCCUUUGCCCUAAUUCUUCGAUACGGGAGAUCUAAGCAAGUGAUUUUUCUGUCCUAUGCAUAACUACACUUGCAGGAUAAGCUAACUGGAAAAGUCAAAGGAAACAUAAUGAAACUCCGCAGAACAAAGCAACAUAAAAUACCGGGAUAAUGGAGUCAGUGUUGGGUCUUCUUCCAAAAGCCAAGGAUCUUCAGCAGAGCAGAAGCAACAUCCUGAAGCACUGCUGUUGGAGGAGGAUGUUUCUGAAUCAUCUGUGUGAUUUCCAGCAUCGUGGGGAUUUCUCUUGGGAAUUCCCAUCCACAUACCAUUGCCAGCAUUGCUCAAAAAGUGUUCGGUGUGUCCUGGGUUUAAUUUAUCCUUGGGGCCAUCUCUAUAGACAGAGCUCUGCUGUUGUAACAGUUUCUCUCUCCAGCCAGAGCUACUGAGGGAGGAGGAUGAAGUCACUUUUCCUCCUUUUUAAUGAUGUGUCUGUUUUAACACCAAAGCCCUCAGCCCCUGGGUGCCUCCUACUUCGGCCCUGUGGGAGCAGGGGCUGUGUGUGGGUAUCAAAGCUCCGCUUGCACUGCUCUGCUAUCCUUCAGCAGGGUCUAAGCAAAAACAUAUUUUAAAAAACUAGAAGCUUUUGCAGGUUAAAAACACAAGUGGUGGAAUCAGGUGUCUCUUCUGUCUGACUAAAAUAUUUUUACUUAGAUAUUUGGAGUAAUUUUCAUAAUGUUUAGCUCAUGUUACACAGGAACAAAAUAAGGCUGUCAUUUAAAUACUAAGUUGAUUUGAGAGAGAGAAGCAUUUAUCCUUUCUGGCAUCUAAACUAAUAGGAAAGACAAUUUUAAACUAUUCUGAAGUAAGCCAUUUGAAGAGUUUGGUAGCUCAUCAUUCGCAGUACAGUUUAAUGGAGUCUUAAUGUCCCUCCUCCAAAAGGCAGAGUAAAUAGCAAACUUGAAGAAAACAAAUCUGAAUUUUUUCUGCCCAUGUUGUGCCUUUAGGUUCACACAGUCUGUGCAUGAUCCGUUUCAGAUAGCCAGAUGUUAGCAAUGGAACUAAAAAAAAAGACCAAAAACUUUAGUAAGUAGUAACUUUUCAAUCCCAUCUGACACCCAAUCCAAAACCUACUGAAGUCAAUAGAUUCCUAUUUACUUCACCAAGCUCUGGACUGAGUUCUUGAUUUCUCCACAGAAAUCUGUUCUUCUUGUCAAGGCACUAAACCAAAGGCUGUUGGAUAUAGACAAUCUGAAUUCAAAGUGGUUUCUAGCAUUUUGAUCUGGCUACUUCAGACACCAUCAAAGAAGCAUCUUAGUGUAUGAGAUGUCACAAAUUUGUGAAAAGCCACAUUUGGAUGUUUGCUAAGGAUUACAUCUAGUGGGAGGGAUGCUCAGACAAUGCACAUAGCUGAAGAGGUGGAGCUGUACCCCGGUACCCGCAGCUGAGCUUGUGCUUUGUGAACACCAGGGUGAAUUUUGCACAAGGAACCACUCCACUGGAGAUGCUUGGUGGGUGGAGUAAAGAGUUUGCAAUGUGAUUUGUGCUGCUCAAGUGUGUCAUUCAGCUUACAAGCAAUUGCACAGAUACACACAAGUUGAAGCAUGUCUGAGCAGGCCCUUUGAGGCCCAGUGAUCCAAGGGUCAGGUUUACAAAGCUGUUGAGAUGAGCAGAAGGCAGAUGUCUUGCAGGGAGUUUGACACCUAACCUUCACAGGUGCUUCUCUUAAGUCUGGCAAGGGACCACUCGGCAGCUUUACACCCUGAUUCAUGUAAAUCUGACUUGGCGCUUUACUGUCCUGAUGAGUCACCACCACAGGACUAUCAACGUUUAAACUGCCACCUGACCAAAGGUCCUAGGUAAAGGACAUUUUGACACUGCUGCACAGGACAGUGCAACACAAGUCCCUGUCACGGUCCUGUGCUGAUUAUGAGAGUUGGAGGUUUUCCCUUUCCCAUCACAUCAGUUUUGACUGUCAGAGAACCGUGACUCGGCAAGCAGGGCCAGUUAGUGAUGUGGUGCAGAGGAAACGGAUGCAAACCACAGGGAGAGAUGUGUGAUGGUGCUGAGCUGACCGUCAGGAUUUCAAGCCUGGGUGCUUGUAUGGGAAGGAGCUGGUUUGGCAUCAGACCCAGCGCUGUCACGCAGGGGGCUGCAGUUGUCAGAGCAGCAGCGUGUUCACUGUGCUGGUGCAACUAAUAGCUGCUCUAAGGACUUGCCUACAUGGGAAAAUUUACCAGCGUAAUUAUCCCACUGUAAUUAUCCCAGGACAACUCUCCCUGUGGAUGUGCUUACUGUGACAUAGGAUAUGUAUGAAUAUAUGGUAAAUCUUCUGUCUAGAUGGAUUUCGAGUUACACAGAGGAGUAAUACUUACAUUGUAGCCCAGCAGCAAAGCACCGUUUUUAUCCUACUUCCCAGCAAAUGUUACACCCAGAACUUUCUAUGGCAGAGGUACUUCCAGGGGGAAGUACAUGCCAUUUGAUCUGAUCAGCUUGAAUGUAAAGCCUCACUCUUGCCCUGUAUCACAGGGCACACCAUUUGCUUUUACAGAACCACCGUGGGAGCCAGGGUAAAGGUUGGGACACUGCCUUAUACCUCUCUCUGAUCUUGUUCAACUGUUUUUAGUACUGUGGUCAUUUGAAUAAGUUCUUCAUUUAACCUUUCUGUUCAAGCUACUGUGACCAAAGUUGGGACAAAUCCUUGGAUCGCUAAAAAUGCUUCAAACAUGUUGUGAUUUUGACUUUCUUUACCAGCCUUUCAAGCCAGAUUCUGUUGCCAACUAUUGUCACUCUCAUUGCUUGAGUGCUUAGUCCAUUCCUCUCUGGUAACUCUCAUACUUGGGAUUUUAGCUUCCCCAGUGUGAUAGAUGGGGAAAUGAUGAGCACCAAGCUUGUUUCUCUGUGCUCCAUGGUGACAGAUAAAAGUUGCUGGGAGCAAGCUAAUCUGCACCCCUGUAUAAGAGGGCUGCGCGUCCUGAAGCCCACUCAGCAUUGACCCAUCGCCGCUGCUGUCCCUCUGAGUGAAGGUGGAGCAGAGGCGUUCAUCAUCAGGGAUCGCUUGGCUGGACCAGAUAUACUGAUAGCACCCCCAAAGAGAAGUGAUAAUUUUGUUGUUUGGGCCCAAUCCAGUUCCAAAGGAAGGCAAAAAAAUCCAAACAGUAACUAACAUCUCUAAAUUGUCUUUUAAUUUUCAAUAAUCUGAAAUAACAACAACCAUGUGAUAAUAGGCUGGAUAAGUGGUUUGAUAAAAUAAGCAUCAACACUUGGAAACAAGCUUUGGAGUUGAAAUUACUCAGCUAAGUGUGUGGUGAAGUUUAGAUGCAAGGCAUCAGUGUGAAGCUAUUAUUAGAAGGUCCAGAGUAAAAUAAUUGCAAGUGAUUGUAUCACCUGGAAUAUGCCCGAGCCAAACCUCCAGACCUAAACAGCCUGCUCUUUUUACAGGUGCAGAAAUUAUCACUGAGAGUGUCUGUGUGCUUUUCCCCCCUCCAGCCUCAGCAGGAGCAGUAAGUUCCAAAAAUCCCAUAAAAGCAUCUGUUUUGCACAAUGAGAUUUCCAGAACUCUUUAACUGGUAUUUCUUUUCCAGUGUCUGAAAUAGAGUUAUUUUAGGAUUAUUGCCUGUGUGAAACUGUACCACGUUCACAAGAGUCCUUUCUCUUGUUUUUCAGUUUGCUGGAAAAUCCUGGCCUUGCAGUAAGGCAGGUGACUCUCGUUUUCUACAAAACUUGGAAAUGGCCUCUGUGUCAGGUUAGUCCAAAGUAGAACUCUGUGCUAGUUACACUCCAGCUAACCCUCUACUUUCUUGCCUUGCCAAAAUUCAGCCAGAUAUUUCUUGCUGUUUUCUGCCUCUCUUUUCCAAAAACAUAAAAAUAUAAAGAAUACAUAAUGCUCUUCAGUAUUCCAGCUCACAGUCAUUGAGUGAUGACUGACAACAAGCAUUUGUCUGUAUGGCUGUCCGUCUACAGUGUUUCUUCUUUUCAGGCACUUCUGUGGGUCGAAGCAUACCCGUCGAAGUGGAUGAAUCUAUGCCGUGGUCCCCAUUUCCUGAACAUGUCUUGGAAGAGGCUUUGCAGCCUUCUGGAGAAGACGUGGAGGACAAGGAGUCCCAGAGACUGUGUGCUGUUCAAACACCUCAGCCUGUGGCCGAUGCACCACGCCUCUGCAGCGUACCAGCACAUCAUCAGUCAGCACCAUCUGUGGAGCCGGACAGCAGCUUGUGGUCAAAAUAUACCGAUCCUGGUGGAGACGGACGCUUCUGUUCCCCUGGUGAAUCAAUAGCUGGAGUGGUUCCCUCAAAGAUGCAUCUUGUAGCUAAGGACAAACCAGGCAUGCAGCCAAGAUCACAGCUUUCAGCUGACACUGGGCACAACUCCAGUAAAUCAGAGCAGAGCUUGUCUGAUGCUCCCAAGGACUCACUGGAGGAGAGCAGCCAAGGGAGUUCACGGUCACAGCAACCCUCAGGAAACAGACCUCCAGCAGAGCUGGGAACUGUCGACACAGGGUACAACUCCCAGUCACAAGAUGUCAUGGGUAUCAAGCACCUGGAACCCCCCUUGCCACUGGUGUCCAUGCUGAACCCCCAGGACCUCCCAGGACCGCUGAUCUCCAGAGAGUUUUUUGCAGCUGAGCAUCAGCAGUGCCCGAUGUGCCAGCACUUGCCCCAUCCCAACACCUCCUCGCAAGCCCAUGGCUGCUUUGGGCAUCGUUGCCCAGCAGAGCAGUACCCCCAGGGACCAUAUGGCAGAGCUCCGUACCAACAUUUUGCACAUACAUCGCAACCACUUCCUCCUGUUCCUGGACCUUGCAUGAGAGUUAUCCGCCCGGCCCAGCAAGUCAUCCCAAAUUACUCAAACCUUCGUGCUCCCAAGGGCACUGGAGACCGACCACCCCAGAGGACGUGCUCCUCCCCUGGUCCUCCUCGAUUCCCAAACCAGCUAUACAACCAGCUACCUAAUGGUCAGCUUCCCCCCAAGGCAUGUGGCCAGGAUGAAGCAUGCUGUUGCCCUUCUGACAAUUUUCCAUGUCCAGCUGCCAUCCCAAGACCUCUCAGUAACCCUGCAGCCAAGGGAACUCUGAGAACCAGCAAUUUGCCGGAGGAGUUGCGCAAGGUCUUUAUAACUUACUCGGUGGACACAGCGGUGGAGGUUAUGAAAUUUGUGAACUUCCUGCUUGUAAACGGAUUUCAAACUGCUAUUGAUAUAUUUGAGGACACGGUACGAGGUAUUGACAUCAUUAAGUGGAUGGAGCGCUACCUAGGUGAUAAGACGGUGAUGAUAAUCAUAGCAAUCAGUCCAAAAUACAAACAGGAUGUGGAAGGGGCUGAAUCCCAGCUGGACAGGGAUGAACACGGCUUACAUACUAAAUACAUCCACAGGAUGAUGCAGAUUGAGUUUAUACAACAAGGAAGUAUGAACUUCAGAUUCAUCCCUGUGCUUUUUCCAAAUGCCAAAAAGGAACACGUGCCUACCUGGCUGCAAAACACUCACAUUUAUAACUGGCCAAAGAAUAAGAAGAACAUCCUUUUGCGGUUACUGAGGGAGGAGGAAUACAUUGCUCCUCCAGUAGGACCUUUACCGACACUCCAGGUUGUGCCAUUAUGAACAUUAUUACUUAAAGUGCAUGACAAGCAGUUGUUAAAGGGUUGUUCUUGGCAGCAAGCCAACGCUCUUCCAGAUGGCUCCUUUUGGACAGAAGACAUUCUUUCUGCUAAAGGAAUUGGUUAUCUUGGGUAACUCAGGCUCAGCUUGUUCUCUACCAUGUCAAACAUCUAUUUCUGAAGCUGAUGGGGCAGAACCCUUUUCUCUAGAUUUUUUUAAAUAAGCUGCAAAUGGAAAGAAUGCCCAGUUUUAUUUUAACAUCUGUUUUUUAACAUAAUCCUUUAUUAGUUGAUAUAGCAAACAAAUACCAGAAAUAAUGUUGCAGUAAGUGUAAAAUUAAAAUUACAUCCUUCUUUUUGCUCAGGGUUUCUUUAAAGAUAUUCCUGCCUUGUACAGCAUUAUCGAACAGUUAACUUGUAUAUACGCUAUUAAAUAUAUUUGCCUUUUGUAAGGCAACCUUA